Dendronephthya gigantea is the source of this 2326-nucleotide messenger RNA. Its product is annotated as sodium/calcium exchanger NCL2-like. Gene Ontology annotation, biological process: calcium ion transmembrane transport; intracellular calcium ion homeostasis. Bases 557 to 1564 code for a protein of 335 amino acids. The transcript is spliced from 16 exons. Gene Ontology annotation, cellular component: membrane. The record is from RefSeq and is a predicted model, not a curated record. Gene Ontology annotation, molecular function: calcium:proton antiporter activity. NCBI's taxonomy places the organism in Eukaryota, Metazoa, Cnidaria, Anthozoa, Malacalcyonacea, Nephtheidae.
UUCCAUGUUCAAGCACGAUUAUGGGAAACCUUCUCCUUAUUGUUUUCUAUGGUGUAAUAUUGAUUGUUGCUGCAAAAUUGAUUUCAGAUCCCAGAUUAAAAGAAGACGUAAUAGACUUUUUAACGACACGUGUUGGCAUUUGACCAGCCAGCUGAUUCCAGUACCUGAGAUGCCGAUCUGGAACUAUAUGACUGCCGAAUUCUUUUGUGUGAAUACCCGCAGAGGAUAGACUGAUAGUAACGUUUUGUACCAAAGUGAGAUGGUUUCGCGUGACACUGCUUUGUGAGGCUUUGUGAGGCUUGAUCAAGAGCUUGAUGCAGUUGGGACUUCGGAAUGGCUUUGUCCGUUAAAGAUACUUCUUGCGGUGUGUUAUGAUGCACAGGGAUGGUUCAUCUGGAUACACUUCAAACACGGUGCCGAGUUGUUGUUAGAUCUUGGAUUACAUGCAGGAAUCAUUGGAGGUAUCGUUCUGCCUUUGCUUGGAGUUGUACCGGAUGCUGCUAUUAUUGUCGUUUCUGGUUUGAAACCAGACGCACAAUAUCAGAUCUCUGUUGGCAUGGGGACUCUAGCUGGCAGCACGAUAAUGUUGUUGACGCUUUCGUGGGGCGGGAGUUUGUUCAUCGGGAGAUGUGACUUGGAUAGCAAUGGUGAAGCAAUUGAAGGAACUGGAAAAGGAAUUAAUUGUUUGAAGCAGGGCGUUACUCUCCUUCCUUCUGUGCAGAAAUCCUCAAACAUUAUGCUUAUUACAUCACUUCUUUAUCUUGUGGUUCAAAGUGCGGACUGGCAUUGGGGUCCCAAGAAAUAUCCUCCCCAUGAUCCACCUCAACCAAAGUAUGUGAAAGAUUCUGCGUUGGCGACUGUCAUUUUGUGUGCCAUAUCUUUUGUUGCCUACCUUGCUUUUUUGAUCCGCAAAACAGUUGAAGUGGAAUCAUUGACACCCGCACAGAAGGAGCAGAUUGAUAUCAAAACAAGACAGCCUUCCGAGAUUGAUCCUAUUGUUACUAAAGAAUCCGAAAACGAGUUGGAAGAGGCCACGGAUAAAGAGAGGAGCAAAGUAGUUGUUGCACUCAAAUGUUUCUUCAUGUUGUGUGGUGGUGUUGCCAUGGUGACGAUAUUCUCUGAUCCGAUGUGCGAUGUUCUCAGUGGUAUAACGAAUAAAGCCAAUGGUGACAAUGGGGGCAGCUACAUCAACAUAAGUCCCUUCUACGUGUCGUUUGUUGUCACACCAAUAUGCUCGAACGCUUCUGAGCUGGUUUCAUCGCUUCUUUUCGCUGCCAAGAAAAAGAAAGAAAACGUGUCUAUUACUUAUGCCCAGUUGUAUGGGGCAGCAACAAUGAACAACACUAUGUGCUUGGGCAUCUUUUGUGCACUGGUUUAUAUCAAAGGCCUGGAGUGGUAUUACUCGGCUGAAGUCACGGUGAUCUUGCUUGUACAAUGGCUCGUGUUUGUCAUGGGUUUCCCCUUGACCUAUAAGUUAUGGAAAGUCGUUCCCGUCGCUUUCCUUUACGUAUUUUCUAUCAUUCUUAUUGCAAUCCUGGAAAGCACUGCUGUUGGAUGGAAAUGAUGAAGAUAAAUUUCUUUUAGUUUUUUUAUUUACUAAUCAAAGUUGUCACAGUAUUUUCUAUAGGUAACACGUUCUGCUAUGUAUAGAGAAUGUUCCAUAGCAUGUGAAUCCCUUGCCCGCGAGACGUCGGAAUCUUUACGAUAAAUUUUUACGAUAGUGUGCGCUAGUUCAAGUAUACCAAUGUUAUCAUUGAUUCGCCAACUAUCUCACAAUGCAAAGUUUCUCGAGGUUAUUGUUAACUAAAAAGGGAAGGAAGGGGCUAAAUGAAUGUUGUAGACUUGUAGUUUCAAUAAUCACCCUUUCUAUAUGCUGACUGCAUCCCCUCUCUCACCCCAGAAACAAACCUUUGAAAGAAACACACGCUGGAUGUCCCAAUAGCGCUUACAUUAUAUGUUUCGAUUCUCAAUUAAGGUAGUCCAGUACAAAAAUAAUAAUCUUUUCUGUUUUGAGGUGGUCUUAUACAAAAAAUAUUUUCUUUUAUUUUGUAAAAUAUAAAGAUCUUUUCAUGCCAAGUUGCUCUGAGUGAAAAAACACUUUUGUGGAAAAUAGACGGUUUUUGUAAACACGAUAACAAACUAGGUUUUAACGCUAGUAUUAAAUGUUUGCAGGCUAUAAGUAUAAACUUUUACGAUAUAUCUGAAAUAACCAGUCGCUAUUUUACUUCGACUGAACGGGAUGCAAAACGUUUAGUUCACCCACGAGCCAAUUGCUUUUAAAAUCAACCAUGAAAAUUUCAUCAAGUUAGCUUUAUUACUUUUUAGU